AUGCCCAUCAACACCUCCUCGUCCGACGAAGGCGCCACGGGCGCCGCAAAGUUUGUCACUUCUACCGUUGGGAACACCAUCGGCGGCCUCACCCGCACGGUCGGGGGCAUCACCGGCGCCGCGGGCCGCGGGAUCGGCGACACCAUCACGGGCGCGACGGGCAGCGCGGGGAAACCCCUCGGGGACGGACUCGCCAACGCGUUGACGGGCGUCGAGAACGGCGCGCGCAAGGUGGCCCGCGGCGUCGAGGAUGCCGGGCAGUGGAAGGGUGGGGCGAAGAGGUUCUAA
Messenger RNA from Fonsecaea pedrosoi CBS 271.37, 288 nucleotides. RefSeq lists its product as uncharacterized. Bases 1 to 288 code for a protein of 95 amino acids. NCBI's taxonomy places the organism in Eukaryota, Fungi, Ascomycota, Eurotiomycetes, Chaetothyriales, Herpotrichiellaceae. The transcript has 2 exons. The record is from RefSeq and is a predicted model, not a curated record.